Sclerotinia borealis F-4128 is the source of this 2028-nucleotide messenger RNA. Lineage: Eukaryota; Fungi; Ascomycota; Leotiomycetes; Helotiales; Sclerotiniaceae. The record is from the annotation of a GenBank genome assembly.
AUGAACACUGUUAAAUCAUUCUGGGUUGGAUGGGGCUCUCUAUGUGUCGCCGGUGGAGGCGCAUACUACUUCGCAAAACAAUCGAUCAACGCAGAUAGAGCUGCGCGAUUUGAGGCAGAUCAAAAACGCAAGAGACAGCAAGAGGCCCUAGAAUACGAUGCCAUAACGGGUGGUUACGGAGGGUCGGGAAGCAAUGGUGGUCCAGCAAAAUCAGACACUGCUGGUUCACCAAGUCAGGAAGUAUCGACAACUGAGCCUGCGCCGACACGCCAUGCACCAGAGAGCGAGGGACAGCGUCUUGCCAUAGCGAAAGCCUCAUUUUCUGCAAGUCUCCUUCGACGCGAUCCAACGCCAGUAUCCAGAGAAGCUAUCGCAGAAUUUCAUAGCCAUCUGAACAACGUCAUACUGCAAUGCUCGUCAAUAAACGUCCAGAAAUGCAAGCAAUGGAUAUUGGAGCAUAUUGUACAAUCCACAGCAAGAUUUACGGCGCUGGGAAAAUAUUUAACAAUAUUUGCGACAUCAUUCACCAAACCUUCAAUCGGCGAACCUUCAAUCAAGCGCAAGCGCAUGCAUAUACUCUACCUUCUUAACGACAUUCUCUACCAUUGCAAAUACCGAACCAACGAUGCAUCUGUUUGUGGCAAGAUUCAGCCUGUAUUGGUCAAUUUACUGGGAAGCACUGCGUCAUUCAAAGCUUGUCCAAAGCAUCAGCGAAAGAUUUUAGAUCUACUUGAUAUAUGGGAAGAUAAAGGAUAUUAUUCCAACGAAUAUAUCGGAAAGCUCCGCGAAGCGGUAAAUAUUGCUUCAGAGGUCGGACAAUAUACAGAAGAAUCGAUUGGAUCGGCAAUGAAUGGAGAGCAAGGACUUGCGCCAAAGAUAGCCAAGAUCGCACCGUUUAUUAUGCCAGCUAUGCAUGGAGAUGCAUCCAUGCCUUGGUUCGACUUACCUGCUGGGAAUUUGAUGCCACAUAUCAUUCCAAAUUCAACCAGGCCGAUAAAUCCAGAAAUGAUUAAACCACUGCAGUUUGUUGCUGGACCUGCGGACGACGAACUCGUUACUGCCGUUAAAGCUCUCUUGGAUGAUGUCCAAACUAUUUUUGGUGCGGAACCUGGCCAAGAUGAAAGAAAUGUGUCUGAUGUGGACGAACUUGGUCAGCCAAUUAUUCUGGAUGAAAGUACUGGCGAAUUGAUUGAUGGGGAGGGUUAUUAUGGAUGGUCAAGAGUAUUCUGUGAAAAGAUGAAGAGGCGGCGCAAGGGACUCGACCAACCUAUGAGUGAGCGCGACCAACACAGUCAAAGUAGGAGCUUGAGUCCGCAGAGAAAAAGGCGUCACAGUGAUUCAGAGGGAUCUGAAACAAGCUCUCCAGAGAGGAGUCGCCGGCGACGACGCUCAUACACCUCUUCGCGCUCACCAUCACCUGACUACGAAAGAGGUGCCAAGCAUAAUGAAUACUCUAGGUCACCUUCAAGGGGCAGGCAACAAACUUACAGUGCAUCGGGCGAUAACGAGAAGAAUCACUCUUCGGGUGGCUCUCCCAAUCGACUCACAGGAAACGAAAAUCCACUAAUGCCUGAGACCUUUCAUAUGGCCGCCCCGGUACCUGCCCAACAGAGCGUCUUCCUCUCAAAUCAGACAUACACAAACCCACCAAUGCCGUAUCAGCCAUACCAGUCAUACCAGCCAUACCAGCAAGACUUCAAUCAAGGGUAUCCCCUUAAUCCGACUCAACAUCAAAGUUCAAUGCAGUGGCCACCACCUCCUCCUUCAGGGCCUCCUCCGGGACCUCCAUCAUACCCAAACAUGCAUUUCAACACUACUAAUUCACAAUGGCCGCCACCACCUCCACCCAACAACCAUUCUCUAAAUUUUCAACAACCUCCGGGAGGUUAUCCUACUGGGCCGAUGGGUUGGCAACCACCGGCACAAGGAGGUCAAGGAGGGAGAGGCCACAACAAAGGAUGGAACGAUUCCUAUGGUGGACAGGGCAGGGGCGGUAGAGGAAACUAUAGGGGAAGAGGUUGGUCAUGA